This is a messenger RNA of Alternaria arbusti, 1329 nucleotides long. RefSeq lists its product as uncharacterized. The transcript has 3 exons. Lineage: Eukaryota; Fungi; Ascomycota; Dothideomycetes; Pleosporales; Pleosporaceae. The coding region runs from base 1 to 1329 and encodes 442 amino acids. The record is from RefSeq and is a predicted model, not a curated record.
AUGUCACCCGAACCUAUGCCACAUAACGAGUUCCAGGACGAACGCGCCGCGAACCUAGCGCAAGCGGAUGCGGCGCAUCGCGAAGCAUACGAUUUCUGGGGUUACCUUUUCAAGGAAGAUAAAUGCGGGACCCCGUUGCUGGAUCGCCUGUUGAAGGGCAUCGCCUACGUCAUUAGCCAGAAGUUCGGAUCAAGUGACUCGCCUGAUCUUACGCCGUCGCAAAUCGCAGCUUGGUAUCGCAGUGUUGGGGGCGAUUACGACGUACUAUUCACAGACACACCACCUUCAUCCGUCGCGUUCAUAUAUCGGUCACUCGGCGCAUUCCACAGCCUGCAACCAGCACCAGACGACGACGGCUACUCGAGUCCUACCAUACCUGCGCUGAAGAAGGACGGCUUUGUGACAUGGCAGACAAUACAGUUGCUGCUAGGGCCAGAAGAGCAUGUGCCUUUCCUACAGAAGGCGGUGGAGCUGGAUGACAUACCCGAUCUGGAAACGGGGGGCACCUUCCCUAAAAUUCUACCCAAGGAGUGCUUCCCAGAGAAACCGGAUGAUGCGAUGGAGACGUGGUAUCAGAGCGUUGCCGCCAGACUUAAGAAGGAGGCGGAAGAGGAGCUGAAUGGGGGCAGUGCGGCUGAAGAGCCAAAACCGCGUACUUCGACGGACAGCGAGGGAAAUUCGGCCGAUGACAAGUCCGGCGCGUACCGCUACUUCGAAGAUCCGCUCUAUCGGAAUGGAAGACCACGACCGACCUUCAUGCGCCAUGUCUCGAAGCAAUCUCCAAGGACCGCAGAGGACCAUGGAAGGCCGGGGGCUAUUAUCUCAAGGACCGCACCGGGUACGGAAGCGACGGGUACUCAGAUGAAGAUGCCACACCCAUUGCGCCUGUUCCUCAACCAGGUCCCCGAUAUUCCGCCCACAAGCGUCCACACCCACCGCGACGCGAAUCCUCGUUAUCAACAACAGACUCCGACUCAGAUCCAGAUCGCCCGUCUCCUCGGCGACAAAAUCCUGUACUGCGUACCCAUCGAUCUCACGAGCCGCCCAUAUCGCAGCCGGGCUAUUUCCCCGCCUACAACGAGGCGCGCCGUUACUCAAACCAACACGAUCCAGUCCGAGUGUAUGAAGGGACUUCAACAGCAACAUCUCCCCAGCACGUAUAUGUACCAACUCAAUCCCCACUCUUCGCGACUCAAGUCGCGCAAGCCCAGCGCGAAGCACAGAAACAGCAACACUACCUCUCAAGACCCGUCAUGCCGCCACGCACGAGCUAUAGACCCGUCCCGUCCAGCAGCGUGCGAUGGGGUCCCCAGACCGUACACCCUGUAA